Molecule: messenger RNA, 1311 nt
Organism: Rotaria sp. Silwood2
Lineage: Eukaryota; Metazoa; Rotifera; Eurotatoria; Philodinida; Philodinidae
Source: the annotation of a GenBank genome assembly
AUGCCGAUUGCUCGACCAUCUCAUAUUACCACAUCAACAACUGAAGAGACUCAUGAUCAAGAUAAAACAUUCUAUCGUUUAUUUAUACAAUUUCUUGCUUCGAAUCUUGGUUUGACUAUUUUCGUUGUUGCUUAUAGUAUUGGUGGUACAUUUCUUUUUAUUUUACUCGAACAGUAUAUUGAAUUACAAAAUUUAGAUGAAGAUAUUUCAAUCGCAAAUCUAUCUGAAACAAUGUAUAAUUAUGUUGUUGUAUCAACUGAUAAUACAACAAUAAUCUAUGAACAAAUAGUUGAUUAUUUGAAUAAUUUUACAAAUGAUAUUUAUGAUCGUAAAAACAAUUUACGUUAUACAGGACAAGAUUGUUCAACAACAUCAGGAUGGACAUUUCCAUCAGCGUUACUGUUUGUAAUAACAAUCAUAACAGGAAUUGGUUUUGGACAUAUAACACCAGUAUCAUGGGAAGGACAAAUCACAUGUAUUUGCUAUGCAUUGACUGGCAUUCCAAUAUUUCUUAUUUGUUUAGCAAAGAUAAGUUCUAUACUGAGUGAUAUCUUUCGUUUGAUGUAUUCAACAUUUAUUCAUUGUGUUUGCUGUUGUUGCCGUAUUCAUACGCGUUCUCAAAAUCGUUCAAUACAUUCAGAAAAAUCGUUUAACCCGUAUAAAAUCGAUUAUGUAGGUACGACCUCCGUUGAUCCAAGUUGGCCAGAAGUGUAUGAUCAGUUUAAUAAAGAUCAAUUAAGUAAUUAUAAAGAUGGUAGUGAUGAAGAAAUAGAUGAUGUUUGGAAUCGAAUUGAAAGUCAAGUACCUAUUUUAGUAAUAAUUUUAAUUAUUAUUGGAUAUAUUUGUUUGGGAGCAUUUAUGUGUCAUCAGUUUGAAAGUUGGACAAUAACUGAAUCGGUUUAUUUUUGUUAUAUUACUUUAUCUACUAUUGGAUUCGGUGAUUAUGUACCGGGUAUAACGUCAGGUUCAACAGACAGUUUACGUUUCCUGGCCACUUCUCUUUAUAUAAUUGUUGGUUUAGCUGUGUUAGCAAUGUGUUUUGAUUUAAUAAAAGAAAAUAUUUUUGAAAAAUUCGAAUGGAUUGCAAUUAAACUUGGUGCUGUCUUUGAAGAUGAUAAGCAAAUUAAUAAAGAUGAUACACAUUAUGCAAAUUUUAAAUAUUCACAGCAAGAAAAAAUGAAUAAGAAUCAUUUAAAUGAACAGUGUGAAUUUUAUGAUGCACUGCCUGACUAUGAUUAUUUCUCAAGUAAUGGGCAAUGGUUUUCUGAUAUUAAAGAUAAAAUUGAACCAAUGAAUGAAUUUUUAAAAUAA